AUGGUGCGUCAGCUCCACGAUGGCAUGUUGAUGCGCAUCACGGACAAUGGAGCAGUCUUAGAGGCAUCCGCAGUGACCAACGGAGUGAAGAAAGGCUGCGUCCUCUCUUCCACCCUCUUCAGUCUUAUGUUUUCUGCCAUGCUGAUAGACGCCCAUCUUGACGAGCGCCCCGGGAUCCGCAUCGCCAACAGGACGGACGAUCACCUCCACAACCAGCGGAGGAUGCACUUCAAGUCGCGUGUAUCCACAACCACCGUCCACGAGCUUCUCUUCGCCGACGACUGCGCUCUUAACGCCACCUCGGAAAGAGACAUGCAAAAGAAUAUGGAUCUCUUUGCCGCCGCCUGUGAGAACUUCGGCCUGGUUUUGAACACGGAGAAAAUGGUUGUCAUGCGCCAACCGCCACCCAACACAGCCCACAAUGCGUCGCAAAUCAGCGUGAACGGAACCCAACUGCGAGUGGCGGACAACUUUACGUAUCUGGGCAGAACCAAAAUCGAUGACGAAGUUGCCCGCCACAUUUCCAAAGCCAGCCAAGCCUUCGGCCGUCUGCAGAACACCGUCCGAGACCGUCACGGUCUCCAUCGCAACACGAAGCUGAAGAUGUACAAGGCCGUCAUUCUGCUGUACGGAGCAGAGACCUAUACGGUCUACAAGAAGCAGGCGCGGAGACUUCAUCAUUUCCAUCUCAGCUGUCUUCGACGGAUACUGAAGCUGCGGUGGCAGGACCGGAUCCCCCAACACUGA
Messenger RNA from Spirometra erinaceieuropaei, 747 nucleotides. The record is from the annotation of a GenBank genome assembly. NCBI's taxonomy places the organism in Eukaryota, Metazoa, Platyhelminthes, Cestoda, Diphyllobothriidea, Diphyllobothriidae.